Molecule: messenger RNA, 1601 nt
Organism: Microdochium trichocladiopsis
Lineage: Eukaryota; Fungi; Ascomycota; Sordariomycetes; Xylariales; Microdochiaceae
Exons: 1
Coding region: 291-1592 (433 amino acids)
Source: RefSeq, a predicted model, not a curated record
AGUGUCCGGAUCUCGGAAUCACCCGCCAAAUACGCCAACUUCCGUGAUCCCAACCCCACGUUUCCUCGCGCGAGCCACGUGCUUGUCUACAGGACCACAACUCCUGCAUACCACCUUCCCCGGAGGACUGCUCCUCAGUCAAACAGGUCACCAUCUCGCAUGAUUUCGCAAAGCACAGCACAGCAGCUAUUUCCUCGGCGAAUGGGGGCCUCCGUGUCAUAUUUGGUGUGAAGGCUGCCCGAAGAUCCGGGAUAGUGGGACGUUCCUGAAUCGGCCAUACAACCUCGCCAAUGGCUUCAGCAGAUGCCCUGGCCUUCACAUGCAGCCCACACGAUCUCGACCUCUCUCAACGGCAUGAGUCGGGAAGGCUGCCGUCGAAUCUAAGACGGUCCCCUCGGCGGCUGGCCAUCUCGACACAGGCCUUGGCUCGGGCCAUCAAAUCAUGCCCAACAUCGCCGACCGGGCCUGACGGCCAGGAGCGCCCUGAUGUCACUGUCGACAAAGAUGCAACUCGUGCGGAGGGCUUUAGGGUGCUGUCAAAGCAAGAUGGGCUAGUGAAGGGUCAUGUCGACUCUGCUCAGAGCAACCUUCCUGUGGAGUCUACUUAUGUCUUCUCCGUGUUACCUGACCAGGAACCAUUCCAGUCCAUUGUGGUCAAGGGCAGGCGUCAUGUACCGUCAUCUAUCCCAACAAAGAGGGCGCGAGCAUUGCAUGAUGUGGAUGGCCCUGGCACCAGCGAGUUCUCGUGCAAGAAGCGGCGUCUUCGACUUCAAUUGAUCACCAGCAGGCUGUCGCAGCCAUUUUCGCUGCCGGCGACGCACAUUCUCAACCGGGAGAGCGACGAUGACGACUCCCCAUGCAUCUCACGCUUCCUCAAAGCCGCAGCCAUUGGGGCGAAGCGGGCCGGGCACGAGUCCUCGAUGGUCCGCAAGGCUGCUAUCCUCAACAGCGUCAGGUUACGAGCUCGGCAGGCUGCCAUUGCUCGGGGGCAUGCAGAGAUGGCGGGCCUUGCAGCUCGCAACACAUUCCUCAACCAUGGCCACCAAGUGGUGACUGCACCGACUGUCGUCACAAUUGGAACACGAUACCCCGUGAGUGAAGGCAUGCCGGGUCACCUGCGACUUCCGGUGGGCUGGCGCCCGCAUACGACCAUUGGCCCGGGGCAUGCGACCAUCACCGCGAUGGCGCCAGUGCCAGCGGGGCCUGCCCCGAGUCACCCAAGUCAAGUCUGCCCUAGGACAUCGGAAUCUUGUGGAAGCCAGCCAACCACGUCUUCGUCCCCAGCCAUGCCCAGCUUGUCUACAACAUCAUCGGCGCACUCGUCGCCAAGGAGCUCUCAGCCACUGUCGCAGGACGAUGGCGAUGACGAAUAUGGCAUGGCGUUCCCGGCUUCGGACGUCGAUCCGCGCUAUGCCGAUCUGUCCGACGACGACAUGGACGACGUCUAUGCGGACUUCAGUGCCAUCUUUGGUUCUCGAUCUUCGCAGGACCAAGAGGACGGGGUGUCUGACGGCACUCGCUCACCGGAUGGAUCGGAGCACUUCUAUGAGGAGUACUUGGACGAGCUGGACGGCAUACCAUGGAUGUCGUGAUCUUCCAGG